Messenger RNA from Acanthopagrus latus (yellowfin seabream), 2067 nucleotides. RefSeq names its product neuroendocrine protein 7B2. Gene Ontology annotation, biological process: regulation of hormone secretion; neuropeptide signaling pathway. The record is from RefSeq and is a predicted model, not a curated record. Bases 43 to 798 code for a protein of 251 amino acids. Gene Ontology annotation, molecular function: enzyme regulator activity. The transcript is spliced from 6 exons. Gene Ontology annotation, cellular component: secretory granule. Lineage: Eukaryota; Metazoa; Chordata; Actinopteri; Spariformes; Sparidae.
CGAAAUCUAAAACAUAUAGUUAGAUACAGUUUUUUAUUAUAAAUGACGAUGUUUUACUGUCUCGUGGACAUAUCAUCCAGGCUAAAAAUAGACUAUUUACAUCGACCCUGUGUUUACAGUACGACAGAAAUGGGCUCGGCUGUGCGGUUAUCGUUGCUCGGCCUCCUCCUGUGCCUGCAGCUCGGCAGGGCUGCGGCCCGCAGCCCCCGCACGGCGGACCAGGUGUCUGAGGCCGACAUCCAGCGGCUCCUGCACGGCGUCAUGGAGCAGCUGGGCAUCGCUCGGCCCAGGGUGGAGUAUCCCGCACACCAGGCCACCAACAUUGUCGGGCCUCAGAGCAUACAGGGUGGUGCUCAUGAAGGGCUGCAGCACCUCGGCCCUUUUGGCAACAUCCCCAACAUUGUGGCCGAGCUGACAGGCGACAACGUUCCCAAAGACUUCAGUGAUGACCACGGAUACCCAGACCCUCCAAACCCCUGUCCUCUGGGAAAGACUGCAGCAGACGGAUGUUUGGAAAACGCCCCGGACACAGCCGAGUUCAGCAGAGAAUUUCAGAAACACCAGCACCUAUUUGACCCGGAGCACGAUUACCCAGCGCUGGCAAAGUGGAACAAGGAGCUUUUGUACCAAAAGCUGAAGGGAGGACCAAAAAGAAGAAAAAGGAGUGUCAACCCCUACUUGAUGGGCCAGAGGCUGGACAACGUCGUCGCCAAAAAAUCUGUUCCUCACUUCUCUGAGGAAGAGGAGGAGGAGGAGGAGGCACCGACCAUCCCUGCUGCCAGCAAAGCCACAACUUAAACUCCUGCACCAGCAACUCUCACUGUAAUAUUAAAGCACUGUAAAUGUAAGGGGAAGAAUCAUUGUGCUUUUAUGGUUAUAAAACAAUUAUAACAGCAAGUAAUUUUAUAACUCAUUAUAGACAUAGACAUCACGCUGAGUUUUAAUUGUUAUCAUGCAUUAUGAGUGUUUGUGAAAGCUUAUAAUUAUAGGUGCACUAUAAGUAUGCUUGCACUGCAUCUUAGACAUAGGAGUCCUAAUGUUUGUUAACAUGAUUAUUUUUGUUAGCGCUCGGCAACAUUCCUAAUGCUUUAUAGUGAUAGGUGCAUUUUAAGUAUGUAUAUUAUGAGUUGUGAUUAUUGCAAUAAAGCAUCAUUAAUGUUGGGGUGCUUAUAACCACAGGCACAUCAUAAUGCAUUACAGACACUAGUGUUAUAAUGCAUUGUGAUUAUAGUCAUAUUGCUGAUGGUGAGUGAGUGCUCAUAACCAUGAUUAUUUCUUUCUACGGGUGCAUUAUGACACAUUAUAUUGUGUUUAGAAUGUGUUAUAGAAAAAGUCUCCAAAGAAAGUGUUGCCAGCAUUUUUUGUUACGCUUUUUUUAAUGUACUGCAGCGAUGUUAACUGUCCAAGAUGUUAUUCCCUCAUCAGUCGCAAUGUGCAGAGUUCACUUCAUAGUAAGACAAAUACCCAGUCAAGUGGGAGAAAACUCAAAAUCAAGGCUAUUUAUAGGGGGAAAAGUGAUUCUCUGUUAACUUACACCAAACAAUUUGAGGACGUGUAGCACAGUGACAUCGCCUGCAAUUCAGCCAUUUAACCCCAAACUGCUCAAAUACAAUGUGUUAAAAAAAAAACAAACAAACUUGCCCGUCAUUGCACAUCAUAUCUCCAACUGUAUUAUAAUAAGAAGUUGUAUAGAGAUAUUUUGAUUCAAAGGAAUGUUGAAUCAGAACGUUCUUAUUGCCAUGACUGUACAGAUUUACUCGCUCUUUAGUGUAGUUUUUGUAUGUCUUGAUAGAAGCAGUUAAUCACCUCUGUGUCUUUGAAGAUUCAAUACCGAUCAUAUUCUCAAGAGUUAAUUACAAAUGUGUCAUAGCUUUGCUUUGUCAGGGGUGACUGUCAACUCUUUCACUGUAGCAUGGCAAGUACAGUAAAUCAUAUUCUGAUGAGUGUCUGCUCACGUCUCCACAGGCAGUGCUCAAUCCGUCCUGGGUCACUUCGUCUUGACAGAAAUGCUUUGUGUUAUGUUUUUGUUCUGUUGAGUUAAAUAAACGAUUUAUCUGCAUUGACAAA